This is a messenger RNA of Macadamia integrifolia, 971 nucleotides long. Its product is annotated as protein RGF1 INDUCIBLE TRANSCRIPTION FACTOR 1-like. Lineage: Eukaryota; Viridiplantae; Streptophyta; Magnoliopsida; Proteales; Proteaceae. The transcript is spliced from 4 exons. The record is from RefSeq and is a predicted model, not a curated record. Bases 98 to 859 code for a protein of 253 amino acids.
CUCUUAGUUAAUAACUAAGGCAGCAAGGAGAGAGGUCUCUCAGCUGCAGCCAUCUUCUUCAAUUCCUCUUAGACUUCAUCACUUGUGUCAUGUGAUCAUGGGAAUUCAGAAGCCUGCUUGGUUGGAAGCUCUUUAUACACAAAAGUUCUUUGUGGGUUGCUCUACCCAUGAGACUGCAAAGAAGAAUGAAAAGAAUAUAUUGUGUUUGGAUUGUUGCACCAGUAUUUGCCCCCAUUGUUUGCCAUUUCACCGGUUUCAUCGGCUUGUUCAGAUUCGUCGAUACGUAUAUCAUGAUGUUAUUAGAUUGGAAGACCUUGAGAAGCUCAUAGAUUGCUCUAAUGUGCAGGCCUACACCAUUAAUAGUGCCAAAGUGGUGUUCAUCAAGAAGAGACCUCAGAGUAGACAAUUUAAGGGAUCUGGCAACUACUGCACUUCAUGUGAUAGAUGCCUCCAAGAACCUUAUAUUCAUUGUUCUCUUGGGUGCAAGGUGGAGUUUGCAUUGAAGCAUAAUAAGGACUUGUCCCCUUACUUGAGAAAUUGUAAGAUGUUACAACUUAGCCCAGACUUCAUGAUACCUCAAGACACAGGAGAUGAUGAUGAUGAUGAGAUGAACGAGACACCCCAUUCAUCAGUAGUGGAUUGUGAUGAGCCAAUGAGUUCAUCAUCUUCAGGAUCUUCAGGGUCAGAUCAGACCAUUAAUAUGGUGUGUAGGACUGAGUUUGUAAGGAAGAAGAGAAGUAGUGGUCUGUACGUGCACUGUGCAAGGUCUGCUAAUAGAGUUUCAUCAGAAGAACAAGACAUGGCUACAAGCAUGAUGAGUAGAAGAAAAGGGAUACCUCAUAGGUCUCCUAUGUGUUAAUUGUUAGCCAAUUAACUUCUUUAGUUAUUAUUAUUAUUAGGAAUUAGUAUCUUUAUGUUCUUAACUGACUUGAUCAAUUGCCUUAGUUUCUUCGUCCAAGUUCAGAUUCCAA